This is a messenger RNA of Oreochromis aureus, 2485 nucleotides long. RefSeq names its product oxidoreductase NAD-binding domain containing 1 (gene oxnad1). NCBI's taxonomy places the organism in Eukaryota, Metazoa, Chordata, Actinopteri, Cichliformes, Cichlidae. The coding region runs from base 146 to 1093 and encodes 315 amino acids. Gene Ontology annotation, cellular component: mitochondrion. Gene Ontology annotation, molecular function: oxidoreductase activity. The transcript is spliced from 8 exons. The record is from RefSeq and is a predicted model, not a curated record.
UUACUACAACAGAAGAAGUCGCCAGCCGCAGUAAAACGACGAAGAAGUCACCUGUCGUGUCAUGUCAUCAUAAGACCACCAAGGUUAUUCUGAAGGUACAUGAGGCAAUUAUGAAGAGCGUUUGACAGAAGUAAAGUGCUCUCUUAUGCCGGUCGCGAUGAGGGUCUCCUGUUUACUGUCCGCCACUGCUCGAAGCUUCAGUCUGUCGUGUCCUGCAGCCGGACCGCUCUGCUGCAGGCUGCUGGGCCCCGGCUCUGCCGUGAGUAGAAGAAAUAUGUCCUCCAAAAGGCAAAUGGACCACCUAGAGAGGACCUCAAACAACUACAGACAAAAUACUCUGUAUUCAGCACAAGUAUGUGGAAUUAUAAACGAGUCAGAGGCGGUAAAAAGACUGAGAAUAGCCGUGCAUCCAGACUUCACCUUCAAAGCAGGGCAGUGGGUGGAUUUCUUUAUCCCUGAUGUGGAAAAGGUUGGAGGUUUCUCCAUGUGCUCCAGCCCAGGUCUGCUGCAGAGGGAGGGAGUUGUUGAAUUGGCUGUCAAAUAUGCCAAACACCCACCAGCCCACUGGGUCCACACUACAUGCACAGUGGGGUCCAAAGUGGCCAUGCGUGUCGGCGGGGAAUUCUUCUUUGACCCAUCGCCAUCUGAACCCUCUGUGGAUUUGCUGCUGGUGGCUGGAGGUGUAGGGAUCAAUCCCUUGUAUUCAAUUAUGCUGCACACAGCAGAUCUGCUGCGUCUCAAUCAAGCUUCAGGUGGCCGGGAUUACAACAUAGGCUCUGCCCACCUCUGUUACAGUGCCAGGAACACCCAAGAGCUGCUGUUCAAGAGUUCUAUCAUUGAGGCGUGCCGAGAGUUUCCUGACAAGUUGUCCUGUGACUUCCAUGUCACGCAACAGAGCACAGACGUCGACCUGCAACUCCUGCCGUUUGUCAACCACGGGAGAAUCUCAGAGGAGGUGUUGCGGAAACACGUGGACCCACAAAAAACUCUGUGUUACUUGUGUGGACCCCCGCCGAUGAUUGAAUCAAUUUCAAAAACCCUCAUGGACCUCGGCCUCCCCAAAGAUAGGAUCCUCUUCGAGAAGUGGUGGUAGGGGCCCUCCUACAGUUCCCAGAAACCAAUUCCUGCCUUUUGUUGUCAUCAGUGGGGAAGGUGUCCAUCUGGGAGAAUGGAAAGCAAGUGAAAUGUCCCAGUGAUGUGGAUUUCAGUAUGAAUGCUUGUGUAGAUGAGGAAACUCAUCCUCUGAUUCCUGCCACGGCAACCCGUGGUUGAUCUGUGAUAGACUGCUGGGACCGCCCACGCCUCAGCUAGCAGCUGACUCACAAAGACAAUAGAGAUUAUUUAUAUUUCCUAUAGUAUAACCAGCAAGAUGAGUGAAAUUCCAGUGUCCUGUGCAUGUGUGCAUCUUCAGAUCUGUUCACAUUUACAGACACUUCUGCUGCGAUGUCAAAUCAGGUUUUCAGUGAAAAACUGUGUUAACAAGGGGACCAAGAACCAAUGUAGAGAGGAGAGACUAAACAAAUAACAAAAAUCAGUCAAAAAUGAAGACCGCUUGAAAAUCAGCAUGUUUGAAGGGUUUUAAUUGUGAAACAGAACUCUUCCUUUGGGAAAUAAGCUUUUGGUGUUUUUGAAAAGAUUGAUCUGCUUAAUUUAAAAUUAGAUUACAAAGUUUAAGGACUGUAUGAGUGUGAGGGGAUAUGUGGCUAACUGAAAAAUACUCCAAUACAAAACAGUUUGUAAAAUAGUGACUUUUUUUUCACAGUUUCUGCACUGCUGAAACGAGUGCUUGGUAAAGUGUAACCAGAUGGAUUUAUUGGCUGCUUAAGUUAUUUAAAGGAAAUGGAGGAAUAUUUGAAACAUUAGCAGUGUGUACUUUUAUUUUACACUGUACAUUAGCGUUUUAAUGACUCUUUCUUUUAACGCAGUACCUCACCUAUUUGAUAAAAUGUAACUUAGAAGUAUUACAGUGUUUAUAUUCAGUGUACUGACACUUUUUAUUUAAAGAGUCGCAGGUUUUAGAGUUGUUUCACCGAUGAGCUCGAUGGAGUUGCAUCAAAGCAUUUGUUUUUCACAUAUUACUCCUCAGCUUUACACCACUGAUCAUAUUUUUAGAUUUAAAACUUCACAGGCUCCCACACAUUGGCCAGCAUCUCCCCCCCUGCUUUACUCACUUACGUUGUUACCACAUGCAUGCGCGGCGCCCAUCCCCUAUACAGUCUCUUCUUCAGCCACAGGCAUUCACAUACCCAUAAACGGUUUCUCAUCACAGGGUAGAGUAAAUAUCCCAUGGUGCCAUGUAAUGGAACCUCCAGGUGGUCUGCAAUUGGCUCGGAUCACUGAACAUCCCUCAGAGAUGGUUGCAAGCUUCCUGUUGUCAUCUCUCAGUGGGGGGUUGUGCCGUUGAGACUCAAUUUUGAGUUGUUUGUGCAUUUCUUCCUCAUAUGAGGACAGCUGUUUAUGAUUUUAAAGGAAAUAAAGAAAAUUG